Molecule: messenger RNA, 1058 nt
Organism: Closterium sp. Naga37s-1
Lineage: Eukaryota; Viridiplantae; Streptophyta; Zygnematophyceae; Desmidiales; Closteriaceae
Source: the annotation of a GenBank genome assembly
CCCCUCCAUCUCCCUCUCCCUCUCCACCAUCCCCACCCUCUCCACCAUCCCCACCCUCUCCACCAUCCCCACCCUCUCCACCAUUCUCCCUCUCCACCAUCCUCCCUCUCCACCAUCCCCACCCUCUCCACCAUCCUCCCUCUCCACCAUCCUCCCUCUCCACCAUCCCCACCCUCUCCACCAUCCCCACCCUCUCCACCAUCCCCACCCUCUCCACCAUCCCCACCCUCUCCACCAUCCCCACCCUCUCCACCAUCCCCACCCUCUCCACCAUCCCCACCCUCUCCACCAUCCCCACCCUCUCCACCAUCCCCACCCUCUCCACCAUCCCCACCCUCUCCACCAUCCCCACCCUCUCCACCAUCCCCACCCUCUCCACCAUCCCCACCAUCCCCCGUGCCCACUAUCUCCUCUCACAUGUCUUCAGAGCUCACCAUGGAGCACCUCAUGAGGGCCAUCUACCGCCUCUACCACCACAUGGUUCCCCCCCUUUCCUCCCCCACUCCCUCCACCCGCCCACUCCCGCCACCCCCCCGCACAGGUCAUCAGAGCUCACCAUGGCGCACCUAGUACCGCCUCUACCACCACAUGGGUCCCCUCCCCUCACCCGCCCACUCCUUCCAACCCCCUCCCCCACUCUCCCCCCGCCCGCCACCCCCCUGCACAGGUCAUCAGAGCUCACCAUGGCGCACCUAGUACCGCCUCUACCACCACAUGGGUCCCCUCCCUUCACCCGCCCACUCCUUCCAACCCCCUCCCCCACCCUCCCCCCGCCCGCCACUCCUCUGCACAGGUCAUCAGAGCUCACCAUGGCGCACCUAGUACGGGCCAUCUACCGCCUCUACCACCGCCUCGACUACCGCCCCCUCUGGCACGGCCACCGCCCCGACGCGCUGGCAGCGGGCGGGGCGGCAGCGGUGCGCGUGCUGCGGGUGUACCCGGUGGAGUCCUCACAGGAGAUGGUGCUGCACGGGUCGGGCGCCUUCCGCCGCGACCGCCAGCUGCAGGACUUUGUGGAGGCCACGCCGUGCCCGCGCCUUGAAGUCAUCCUUGUCUGA